CAACAAUAUCUUAACUCAAGCAGGAUGUCUUCGAAAGUUGUUAUUUGCUUUUCGUUCUUUCAUAAAUCGAUCGAUUUUUUUUGUUGUGAGAGAAAGCGUAACGGUAGCUGACAUUGAUAUGAUCGUAUCGCCAUUAAUUCUCUGCUUUGGAGCGUUGUUCAACCUCUAUGUCGCGUUGUAUUGCUUUCAGUGCUCAAGAUGGCGGUCGUCAAACAACUUGAAAUAUUUCAUCGUGUUCCAGACGAUUGUCAACACCGGCAAUUUGUUCGCUCAUCUUGUUUUGCUGCUCCGUGACGAGCUUAAUGAUUUUGACGAGAUCGCAAGAGUGGGAGAUCACACAAUUUGUGACAUCUUGCCCAACAUCACAGCAUGUUUUAUGUCGCUGUCCGUGUUCAACCUUACCGCGUUUGUUGUUGUGCGCUAUUUAACGAACGAGCGUCGAUGGACACUGUCUGCUCUAAAAAUCGUAUUCACACUGCUCGGAAUCGUUGUGUCAUCUGGGCUGCUUUUGUCUCCAGCUUUGAGUUAUUUAUAUCAUCAAAUGCCAGUUCUCAAGUGUAAUGGUUGUUACUGUCCGUCACCGGGUAUGAUUUGGGAGGCUAAUUUCGAUGUAUGGCUCUACGGUUAUAUGGUAAUCUUGCUUCAGUUUGUUAUUCCAGCGAUCAUUCUUUCUACAGCGGUGCUCAGAGGCCUUGCAAGACAAUUGGAAGAGACGCGUACUUUAAGAGAGAGUUGGUACAGAUGGCGGUGCGGACUUAAAAGUACAAACAUCGUUACUUUAGCUGUGUGUCUCUUUAUAACAUUUAUUCUGCCAGUGAGAGGAAUUCGCUUUGUUGCCGGAGAGCACUUCUUCCCGGACAGCACGAAGCGAUUCGCUGAGAUUGAACUUCUAAAUUCUGUUUUUUACAUCUUGGAAAUCUCUUGGGCUGCAAUCACCGCUAUAUUGCCAGUUUGCCUGAAAAAUCUGACUGACGAUGAAAUUUCUGGUGAACAGAAGAAAGAAAACAACAAUGCGGGUCGAACAAUGAGCCCUCAAAACAAAACCUACUGCGAGGCUUUGGUGGAAUUGGAACUAUGGGAAUGAGGAGCAUAUCGAAAGACCAAAGAAAUUCAAGGUAAUUCGACAUGAAUUUUCGCCUCAACUGGGUCGCAGUAAACCACAUUUCCCGAAAGUUAUUAAGAAGUAAACCACAGCGUCAUGUUAUGAAGUAACCACUCGUAACGAGGGUAAUUUAUCGUUACGAUUUAGUGGCAAAAGUAAUUCGGGUAACUCAACAUGGAUAUGGUACAACUAGGACGCGCUAGAAACUAUUUUUUGCGAAAUUAAUUUUAAACACAAAUCCAGCGGCUUAUGUUUGAAAGUCAAAUUAAACCCACGCGUGUGACUUUAAAUGAAUUUUCAAGCAUAACAAAUUAUAAGUUAUUUUCUAUUUUGAAAACAAUUCCAUAUUUAUGCGUCAUCUUCAUGUAAUUUUACAGCUUUAAACUGCAAAAGGCGGAGUGGUGCUGUAUCGACUUGCAAAUCUUAUAGCCAUGUAAAGCUUGUAUGAAAUUGAUUGAUAGUUCCUUCGGUGCACUUAUUCAAUAUGCUGGUCAUGUUUGCAUUCUUUUUCUUCCUCCUUGUGGUCUUUCAUUUGUGAAGCUGAGGUACAAAGAAGCUCUCAAUGGACUUAUAGUUUUUACCGCUAACGGUUAAAAUUUUGGCCAAUUUACGGCUAACAGUUAAUAUCUUUCCUUUGUUGUUGUAUCAGGAAAGCUUUUGCUUUUAAUUUCCUUUACGACUAAUUUUUAAAAUAGUUAAUUUUUACACCUUGCGGCUAUUUUUUUUGUCCGUUUACGGCUAUCGGUUAACCCCAUUGAGACCCUUUACAAAAUCUAGCAAAACGUACCUGGUGGCUUUCGAGUAUUCAGACCGAAAUGCAAGGGUAACUAUGACAUCAAAAAAUGUAUUAGAACUUGCAUCGUAAUGUUGGCAAAACGUCUGGGCAACAUUUAUUCUUUUAUACACACAAUAUUGAAAGGUGGCAAAUUUUGAGUUUAUUCUUUGUUUUGACAAAGAAAGUUAUGCUCCGUAGAUACUAGGACAAAGAAAAAAAUUUCCCGACCACACGCAUUCGAACCUCAAACGUUCGUACUUUGCAGUUACAAGGGUUUGACUUAGGUUUGAACCUCCGUGUGAAGUAGAACGCCAGCAAAUACGUUACAAAUAACUCAUAACCAGUAAGUAACAUUAUUACUUAUUUCUAGCUUUCAGCACAGGCGACAUUUAUUCUUUUGUACAUACAAUAUUGAUAGAUGACAAAUUUUGAGUUUAUUCUUUGUUUUGACAAGGAAAAUCGUGUUCCGUAUAUACUGGGACAGAGAAAAAGAUUUCGCAACAACAAACGUUCGUCCUAUGCAGUUACGAAGGUUCUACUUUAGGUCUGAACCUCCGUGUGGAGUAGAACGCAAGAAAAUAAGUUACAAAUAACUCAUAAGUAAGUAACAGUAAGUAACAUUAUUACUUCUUUCUAACUUGAGGCGAGUACACGGAGCGAGAUACUCGCCCCUUGCGCGCCUGAAAACGUUUAAAGAAAACCAAAACAAAAACUUGGCGCCUGUUUUGCCUUCCUAUUUUAUUCUUGACUCAGUUAGGUUCCAUUCGGGGGCAAUCAAGAGCCUAGUAUUUUUAACCUCAGAGCACAACACUGUCUUUUCUACGAUUUCUUCAACUGCAGCUCGCCAUUCUAUACCUGUAUUUUGCCCGAAUAAGCUGUUGCAAUUACAUAGCAUAUGAAUGUGUUGAUAAUUUGUUUACAUCAUCCCAGGUGCUCUGCAAUCCGUUGUAUAGUGGGGAAUAUUAUUGAUUUUACUGAGACUGAUAUUGAUCGGAAAUUAUGUUUCUUUGUAGUUUCGAUCAUUCUAGUUUACCUCUAAACGUUUUUCGAUGGCUAAUUCAUGAUGAGAGCAAAGUUUCUUUAUUUUAAAUUCCUCUUUGAUUAACAUAUAGCUUCCAGGUGAUUGUACGUGUGAAUAAUUAUUUCUUUUGGUCGUUCGGUUAGAGUUUACGAUUAUUUCAUUCAUACCCAUAUCGCAGGCCUGGCCUGCUUAACGAGCAAGCCCUUCAAUUUCCUCUUGCCUCUAAGGAAAUUUUCUUUAUUUGUUUAGUAUUAUUUUUUCCAUAUUCGUACAUAGUUAAAUUUGUCAUGUUGACAUGAAGGAGAUUAUUGUAGGAUUAAGACUCAACAAUACAUGUUGGCAUGUCGCUGAUUUGACGCUGAACCUGUCCAUGCCAUUUCUUGUACCACUAAAUGUAAGUAGAAUAAACAUCAAGGUUUAAUAGGAUCAGCAAGGAAAUGAAAUCUGUUAUAAACGAUUAUGAACGGCAAAGAAACAUGAGCGAACGUUUGUAAGGUCUGAAAGUAUCGUCAGAUAUUAUAUUUUAACUAACAAGCCUUAUGUAUCAAUUAUUAUUUAAUCAAUUAUAUUUAAAUUGUUGUAACGCGAUUAUUUUACGAUCUGGUGAAAAGUUGUGUAACUGAACCUUGUGUAAGCAAGAAAGAUUUGAAACCAAACAUUCGGUGAAAGAUUGAAUGUCUCGCUUUAAAUUUUACUGACUUAAGUACGAAUUAAGUAUCCUACUCUCUUAAUACAUAAACCCUUUAAUUGUAAUUAGCAUUUAAUUUCUCCAUACGAUAUCACCCCUGAAUUAAACACUGAGGUCAGGAGAAUAAAGGAAAUGAUCAACCACUAAAGAGACUUUUGAU
Messenger RNA from Pocillopora verrucosa, 3746 nucleotides. RefSeq lists its product as uncharacterized. NCBI's taxonomy places the organism in Eukaryota, Metazoa, Cnidaria, Anthozoa, Scleractinia, Pocilloporidae. The record is from RefSeq and is a predicted model, not a curated record.